AUGAAAAUGUUCGAUUUCCUUGCCAUCCUCAUAUAUCUUCAAUUAUCUGCGAAUUUGUUGCCACAUUCAAGCGCUCAACCCCAGCAGGGCUCAACGCUUUUUACAGAGUUUUCUGCAGAUUACAAAAACCAGCACAACGACGAUGAGUUGAAAUACGCGUAUCACUACUACAUCGAUCAUCCGGAGUCCAUGGUGCAUUUGCAUCAUCGUGAAGAGCGCCACGGCUCGAGUGUCACUGGCGAGUAUGGUUUGCUGGAGCCCAACGGCAAUGUGCGUAGUGUCUACUACAUGGUAGACGGUAAUGGCGGCUUUCGUGCCACUGUACGCACGCGUACGGCAGCGAGCAGCACACGUCAGCUAAUUCGAUUAGAACAAAAACAACCGAAGGAACCCAUACAACAUGCCCAACCAGUGGCUUUUAUCAAUUGA
Messenger RNA from Bactrocera tryoni, 429 nucleotides. It is a transcript of the gene Cpr62Ba, whose product is annotated as cuticle protein 18.6. Gene Ontology annotation, cellular component: extracellular matrix. Bases 1 to 429 code for a protein of 142 amino acids. The record is from RefSeq and is a predicted model, not a curated record. The transcript is spliced from 2 exons. Lineage: Eukaryota; Metazoa; Arthropoda; Insecta; Diptera; Tephritidae.